Molecule: messenger RNA, 9145 nt
Organism: Bombus terrestris (buff-tailed bumblebee)
Lineage: Eukaryota; Metazoa; Arthropoda; Insecta; Hymenoptera; Apidae
Product: nuclear pore complex protein Nup153
Exons: 8
Coding region: 65-4693 (1542 amino acids)
Biological process (GO): RNA export from nucleus; protein import into nucleus
Cellular component (GO): nuclear pore
Molecular function (GO): structural constituent of nuclear pore
Source: RefSeq, a predicted model, not a curated record
GGAUGCGCCGUUUGAAGACAUUCUCGCGUGUUUUAUACUCAUAAAUAAGUGAUCAGUGCCAAUCAUGGCUAAACGAAGUAACAAUUUGAGUGGAAGACGGUCGUCGUCGCAUAAUACGAAGCCCUACGAUGCAAACAAUUCUUUUGUAAAAAAAGUAGCAACAAAAGUGACUGAUCUUUUACCACAAAGGUUGUGGAUUAGUAAGUGGUUUAAUACAUCUCAAAAUGAUGAAGAUAUAUUAGAGGACAAUGGAAAUCCUGAAGAGGUUGAAUCAGAAGAAGAUAUUCAGAAACCUCCACCGUUAAAACGACCAUGUAUUCGUAUGGAUGUUUCUCAUCCACCUGGUACAUUUUCAAUUCAACCAAGAACUAAAUCAACAAUUAACAAAGCCAGUCCAUCUAAGCAACAAUAUUUCAUUCAUGAUGAAACGAAUGAAGAUUUUUCUAAACCUGCAAUGGCUGGACCAAGCGGGAUGAGCCAUUUAGUAUCUUCUACACCUGCAACACAAUCAGAUAUUAGAAACAUAGCACCACAGAGGUCAGAAUUAAAUUCAUUAGUCACUACUACAAAUAAUGGAACUACAAAUGGUAUGGAUGAUAAUUCUGAAUCCAGUGAGAGCACUAGUGGUUGCAGUUCUCUUAUUCCACAAACCAAUAGACAAGAAGCUCCAUCAAAUGUCUCUUACAACUCUCCAUUCUCUAAAAGAAAAAGGUUUAAUAAUGACAAAUUAAAUUUCACCAGCCAUAUACAGUCUCCAAGAUCUUUAUUUUUAGAUAAUACCCGAGAUUCCUUAAGUAGUCGUAGACCAAGCUUUAAUGCAUCAAUCAUGACAAACACGCCGGAUCGUGCAUCUCCCUUGGCAUCUCCUUUUUACAGUGGAAAUACCACGUUUGGUGGAGCAAAUGCAGCUGGUCUUUAUAAACGAGGACGUAAUUUGUUUAAUAGUUCAAAUGAGAUUCAACUUCAAGUUCCUAAAAGAACAAGUGUUGAAGUAAAACCAUCUAAUACAGAUUCAUCUGGUAUGAGUCAAACUGCUAAAAAAAUAUUGGAAGCAUUAGAACAUUUUUCAUCGCCAAUAACUGAUGCUAAAAAAAUUCCAUUAAAAAUGAUGAAUAAUAUAUCACCAACAAAUAAAAAGAGAUCGAGGGAGGAAAUGGCAUCAACAACUAAAGUUGGAUUACGUCAUUUAACUCGCGAAUUAACUGUACCAACUAUACCCGAUAUAUUAAAAUUGAGACGGCGGCAAAAAUUACAAGAUACGACAGCUGCAGCUAGAAAAAUUGUUUCGGCACGAAGCGAACCACCGCCUCCUCAAGAAUAUCAUCUCAGGACGCAAAUUGAUGAAGAUACAAAACAUCAUGGAAAAAUUAAAACCAAAACAGCAAAUCUUGAGCAAGAAGAUACAGUUGAACCAGUUAAUUUACCAAACAUACCUCUACCUAUAUCUUCUUUACCUAAUUUCGACUUUAUGUCAUCUACUAAUACAAAUAUAAGGGACAAAGCUAAUACAGGCAAAGAAGAUACCUUCACAUUUGCAAGUCCUAUAAAAGUAACAAAUACCACAAAGAACUUAAAAUCUAUCAAUAAUUUCACAUUUAGUAGCCCGAUUAGUGCUGAUAAGCAAUCAGUCGAUAAAUCUAAUAAUUCAGAUUCUCCUUUAAAAAGAGUUGGUGUCAAAUCCACUUCAUCAAAUGACUAUGUACCUCCUGUAACACAAAAUUUUAUUUGGUCUGGUUCAUCUACAGCUCCUAGACUAAAAGAAAAAAAGAACAAUGAUAAAUCUAUUCCUACUACUUCGAAUGAAUUAAAAUCAGGAAGUGUCAUGGAUAUUCUUUGCUCUAAAUCUAGUACAACAAAAGCUGAAAAAUCAGAUGAAUCAAAGACGCAGUUAGAGUCAAACAAAGAAUUAACCAAUAAUAAAACAAAUACAAUUGACUCAGAUACAAUUAACGACGAUAAUAUUAAAAAAAUUGAAAAUUUGCAAUCCAAUAUACAAGAUACUUCAAUUAUGUGGGAAUGUUCUGAAUGUUUGUUUAAGAAUAACAAUUCUGAAACUCAAUGCUUUGCUUGUAAGAUUACCAGAUCCAGUUUUAAAGAUAAGAAGACUUCUGAAUUGUCAAUAUCAAACAAUGUUAGUGAAUCAAAAAUUACAGCAAAUGAUAAUUUUGGCUCACAGUUUAAACUUUCAAGUAAUCAGUGGGAAUGUACAUCAUGUUUUGUAAGAAAUAAACAAACUGAUGCUAAGUGUGCUGCGUGUAGUGCACUAAAACCAGAUACAAAGCAAGAAGCGAAGUCUGGAAACUGUCCUAAAUGUAAGUUAAAUGAUCCUGAAAACCCAACUAUAUGUACUUUUUGCAAUACAUCUAAAUCAAAUAUAUUAAAAAUGAGUGUACAAGACAGUAUGAAACCUACAGAUAACACAAAUAUUUCUGUAUGUCAGAAUAAUGCAUCAAUUGAUGAAAAUGAAGAUAUGGAUAAAUUAAAUUCAAACAAGGAUACAUGGGAAUGUCCUUGCUGUAUGGUUAGAAAUCUUAUCUCUAUUGAUUCUUGUCCAUGUUGUAAUACAGCUAAACCUAGUACUGGGAUUGCUACUAAAAAUGCCCCUCCUUUAUUUUCAAACGGUUUUGGAGAUAAGUUUAAAAAACCUGAAGGUGCAUGGAUUUGCAACACUUGUAUGCUACAAAAUGAAACAGAAGUUACUACAUGUGUAGCUUGUGGUGAUUCAAAACCAGGCUCAAAGAAACCAGAUAACUCUACUUCUACUAAUACUAAUUCUAAUUUACAAUUUAAUUUUGAUAUGCCUGCAAAUACUAGUGGUUUUAAAUUUGGUAUUGACAAAGCUGAUCAAGAAAAGACUGAUACUACAAUAUCUACAAAUGGUUUUAAAUUCGGGGAAAAACAACAAAGUAAUCAAUCUGGCCAAUUUACAUUUGGUAUUCAAAAGGAAGAUAUGAAAACAAGUGAAGUACAGAAAUCUGAUAAUAAUGUCUCUUUGACCUCAGGAAGUGGUUUUGGAAUUCCAAAUAAAGCAAAUAAUGUUGAAAAGACUGAUGUAAAACAAGAUUCAGAAAACGUGGGAAAAAAUUCAACACCUCUAUUUUCAUUUGGUAUAGCUAAAAGUGAAAAUGGAACAAUAGAAAGUGAUAAGAAGAUUGUAAAUGUAACAACUUCCGCAUCAAUUGCACCUACCUUUACAUUUAAUACGCCUAAGCCUGGAAUUGAACAAUCAGACAUAAAAGAAGAAAAACAAACUCCUUUGCUGGGAAGUACUAUGACAGAAACUUCAAAGCCAAACAUAGAAGCUACCGAAUCUACUACUACUAAUACAAAUACAUUACCUUCAGUAACUCAAAGCAGUAUACAAGAAUCUAAAUCAACUGCUGCAUUUUCUUUUGUUGUACCAAGUAGCACAAGUACAAUUACUAGUAGUACUUCUACAACUGUGGUAUCAAGUCUUCCACCUUCUACUCAAUCUUCCUUUACAUUUCUUGAAUCAAAAUCAACUACACAAACACCAGCUGUACCAACAUUUGGACAGGCAUCAACAUCAGCGCCUACUUCUAAUUUAUCUAAUACCUUUACAUUUGGAAACAGUAAAACAAAGGAAGAACCCUCAAUAACUAAAACUUUUAGUACAUUGCCAAAUGCCUCUCCUGGAAGUUCAUUAUUCUCAAGUAUUUCUAGCGGUCCAUCACUGUUUGGCAAUAAUGAUACAAAAACUGUCCCAGCAUUUGGACAAACUUCAACUGAAGAUAAUAAACAACCUGCAUUCGGUGCUGCAAAUACAAGUAAAUCCUCGACUUUUGUAGUACCAGGGAAUAAAGUACCAAUAUUUGGUAAUACGGAAAAUAAACCUAAAAUUUUUGGUUCAACUGACCCAAAAAUAGGUGUAUUUGGAAACACAGAUAAUAAACCAACAUCUUUAUUCAAUCCAUCACUCCAAGCACCAACUGCGACACCAACCUCUUUUGGCGCACCGUCAGCUACAUCAACACUUUUUGGAUCAUCUGCUACAUCCGUUUUUGGUAAUAAUACUGCUUCAACGUUUACUACUGAGUCAACACCUAACAUAUUUGGAUCUACCUCAAAGUUAAAUGAAACUAGUACACCAAAUUCAAACAUAUUCACGUUUGGCACUACUCCUGCUCAACCAAUAGCGAAACCAGCAACUGGAUUUAAUUUUUCUACAAAUACUAAUCCUGCUGAAUCAACUCAGAAACCAUUAUUUACGUUUGGUAGCCAUUCAUCUACCCAGAAAAAUGCUAAUUUAUUUGGGAAUACAUUCAAUAAUCCUACAUCAACUAAUUCUUCCGGCUUCCUAUUUAAUGCACCUAAACCGGAAGCAUCAGCAUUUGCUCAAUCUACAGCAACAAAUCCAAUUUUUGGUGCAUCACAACCUCGUACACAGAAUCAAGCGUCGUCGUCAUUCUCGUCUACUCCUUCAAAUACAGGAUUUAAUUUCGGAUCUACAGCACCUGCUGUUACGUCAGGUGGUUUUAAUUUUGGUACUGCAUCUACUUCUACACCAUCUGCAGGAUUUAAUUUUAAUGCUCCCGGUACUACACCAACAUUUGAUCCUAAUACUCCACCAACAUUUAACUUCACUGGUGGUAAUGCACCUAUAGCAUUUAAAGCAAUACCUACUCAAACUCCACAGCGGAAGUUCAAGAAAGCCAUUAGAAGAAUGCGGUAGAGGGCAAGUAACACACGACCAUAGUUACACAUACACUCGGACGCAUUUUUUUAUAUAUAUAUCUCAUGCAACCGCGUGUAUGAAUAUGUUUUUGAAUAUAUGCUUAAGUUACGGUAUGAUACGAUGAAAAUAUACCAACCAUCAAUGGUCACAUCAAUGUGGUGGUAUACCAAGCAUUUUAUGUAAUAUAUUAAUUUGUCAAUAGGAUAUGCUUGCGUACAGCCACUUGUGUUCUACAGGAUCUGUAAAUUAUAAAUUAUUUAAAUUAUACAAUAAUAACGAAAGAUACUUUGAUGUUGGCAUGAAGCCAUUUUUGAAACUAUGACAGAUCAUACAUAAUCUGCCAUCGCAUUACUAAUACCUUGCCCAAACAAGACACUAUGUGUGCGUAUUGACGUGACAAAUUAAUUUGCUGAAAGAAUACCUCGAUAAAGAAACCUAGCAAAGCACUAAAUACGUGCAAUUUAUUGAGGAUAACAAGUGGGAGUGUAUCCCUCAGGUAAGUAUAAAUCAUUCACAACUCGUAACAAUACUUUUGUAACUGAGAAGCGAGAGGGACUAAAUAGUGCCGAAAUACAUUAAUUAAAAAUUAUUUUUUGUAAUGAGAGAAACAUUGUAAUAACUUGUAAUGCCUUUAUUCUUAUAUUUGUAUGUAAAAACAAUCAUCCGUACCUGACUACUUAUUUUUAAUGUAUUCAGUAUACACAAUUUUACAUAGUCAGGUACACAGUCUUGAAGGAGCUUAACGAAUGAGAAAUAUAUGGUUAACAACAGAAUUCUUUUAUUCAUUUUCUCUAUAGAUUUUGACACGUUACGAGUUUUGUGAAUUGAUUGAAUAUCAAUGAAGUCCCACUGCGUAUAGACAUUAAUUAUAUUUUCAUUAGAAUUGUGCGGACAGUUCUACAGUCUUUGUAGUACUAGUCCAAGAAAAAUGUAUGAUAAAAGAAAAUGGCAUUCGGAUAGUACAAACUCACGAUUACUGAACGAUUGCAUUGAGUAGUCGAAAUUGUAUAUUUUUUUUAUAUAUUGAAUGAACUAAUUCUAUAAGAAUAUACUGAAUGCCAUUUUAAUAGAAUUAAAUUAUAGUAAUGUUGCGUGUUUUACCAUAGAAUGAAUGGAAAAUGAAUCAAGGAGUAUGUUGAAUGGAAAUAAAUUAUUAUGGGGCUUCUAAAGAGUUACUUUUUCUUUUGUUACUAAACUAAAUGUAUUUUUAUAGUAAGUUUCUGAAAUUGUUAUUAACUUUGUAUAUUAUUGUUGUUUCUACUAUGUAUAUCAUGAAAACGUAUCACUCUGUAUUACAGUAAAACUAAAUAUAUUACAAUAAAAUUCAUAGAGAUAGUAUUACAAAAUUACACAUAAUUUUCAAAAAUUGUAGAUACUUAUUUUUAAGUCAAUAAUUUCCUUUUUUUAAGAUUCACUUAUUUCUUUGACAACAUUUUUACAUUUUAAUUGCAGUGUUUGUGAAAUAACAGAUUUUUAUAAUGAGUGCAGUUUAGACUAGAGUGAUAUUAAAGUAAAUGUAAGUAUAGGAAAGUUGUUUCCAAAAUAUUAAAAACCAUAAAAGUAACUAUUACAUUUGGAAGUCCCUAAAUACAGAAAGUAGUUAGUUGACGUGUUAAUGAUUAAUGAAUUAAUAUGAAAUCAUGCACGUCCUAUUUAAGAUUAGGAUAGUUAUAUCUAUAAUGUUGGCUUAAAAUUGACAGUAGCCAAGAAUAACUCGGCACAAGACCCACCUUCUGCCAUAGUAGAUAUAUAGGUACAAAACAACUCUGUUACAUAUUGUUACUUUAUAUGUUGUGUAAUAUUUACAUUAUAGGUUUUAAGACGUUUUUAAUUUCUGCAUAUAUUUUCAAAAAGUAAGGAUAAUAGAUAACAAAGAAGCCUUGAUUUCAUGUUGAUAAUUUACAAAUUGCAUACUCUGCAAAUACCCUUCGUAGUUGUUACCUAUUAUAUUAGAAUAGUAUUGCUAAGUAUGUAAAAAAGUGUAUCAACAUAAUUAAUCAAUUUUUUCUUUGUAUAAUUGUAUAAUUAAAAUUACAAUUAAUCUACCGUUUAAUCGUAGAAUGAAAUCUAUAACAAUUCAGUAAUUGAAAUAAACUAGUUAAUACUUACAGUACCUCUUAAUGUUAUCCUUUGUAUAAAAAAAAUCUGAUCUACGAAGGGUUCUUCCGCGCAUAGUUAUAUUGUUUAACUUAAGGAAUUAUAGCUUUGUAUAAUUACCAGCUGAAAUACUAACCAAUGGUAAAGUGAGGCUGCGCUGAGAUAUGUCUAUGCUGCUGUCUUACACUGUGAACAUUCUCUGUCGAGGCUGUGUCGUCCAUUUGUCUAUCCUUAGACAAAUUUCCAAAUUAAUGAAUAUAUCAAAUGCUGCCUGAAAGGGGCAAUACCUUUGUAAUAAAUCUCGUAUAUGGCCUUAAAAAACAUAACGAGCGCGUGACGUAUAUGUAUUAACGAUUGUACAGCAAAUCAUAUUGGAAUUGUUUUGUAGCAGUUUGUACUCUCCAUUGCAAUGUGUUUGCAUAAAUACUUGAAGAGCACUACAUUAAAAUCGUUCAACAAUAGAUAUGUAACAUCUCGUGACUCAUAGAAUUUGUCUUUGUAUUUAUUGUAAAUACUAUAAGUUUAAAAUUACCUCUAUAAAAUUGUAUAUUAAUUCUUGAAUUAAUUACAUCUUAAUUGUAACAAUUAAAUUGCAUUAUUUGGAAAGUAAAAAAAUAUGUAAUAAUUAUAUGAUAAAGAUAAAAAAAAUAACUAUCGAUAAAUUGAUAAUACAUUUUUUAACAAAAUGUACAAAAAUCCUGUGAGUUAUGAGAUGUAAAUGUGAAUGAGUCAAAUGUUCUGAGGCCUUAUUAUAAUCUUAGUCCAUGAAAAUUGUGUAUUGUACUGAAUUUACAUGAAUAUCUGUAAUGAUUAUAUUGAGAAUGUAUUAAUUAAUGAUCUAAUGUUCACAAAUGGGAGAGUUUGUUAUGAAAUAAGUCCAAUGACUGCCUGUAAUUAAAUAAAAUGUACAUGGGAGAAUGUUCACUGUAUGCUUCAGGUGCUAUGGAGAUGUUAUAACAUUCUCAUGACAUGGUAUAAUGUUAGAUAAUAUUGUGAAGGAGUAUCGGUGUUUCUCAACUGAUAAACCAUUUAUAAUUCAAUAACUUUUACUCGCACAAACAAGGCAUGGAAAUACAGAUAAAAACAGAAAUACUUAUUAAAUCGCAAAUAUUUUAUUUGAAGAGAAACAUGAAGGGGCAAAGAUGUAUUUGAUUCAUUGAAAAGUACGUAAUAAGCACAAGAUUAUAAUUAAAAUAGUAAUGUACAUUACAUAGGAUGGAACUAGCAUCUAUUUACGAAACGAAUGUAUAAAUGUAAUUAUGGCGAAAGAAAAACUCGAUAGCCUCAUAUUGUAUAAUUUAGUGAAUAAAUGUGACGUUGCUUUAACGCGUAACAUUUGCGAUGACGAGGGCUAUUGAGCUCGUGUUGAGAAGCACCGUGAAUAGGAUACAUUCACGUUAACAUUACUACCAUUAUUAUUCUUAAUACUAUCCUCCGCUGUAUUCAUAAUAACUAUACUAUACAGUACUAGGAUAUAUGAAAAAUAUCAAUUGAAAACAAUGUUUAAUUUUGGUUUACAUUUUUAUUUUGUAGCUAGUAAAAUAAAGAUUUUAGGAGGGCAUUUAGAUAAUGAUGCGAACCAAGGAGUUUUUAACUAUGUACAAUUAACGUAUAAUGUAAUUACACUAUAAACUUUAAUUUUCUUUUUAGCAAAUAAAAUAUGCGAGGACAAAAAAAUGCGCGUAGUACUUCGUAAAAACCCUUUGGUUCACAUAAAGAAAGUAAUCGAAAAACGAAUGUUAGAAUUCAAUCGCAAUCUUGAAUUCUUAGAUCAAAUGUAUUUGUUUCAUGAUUACAUUUCACGUUGCUUUUUAUUUCUAUAAGUAUCAAGCUCACUCCUUAACAGUUCCUCAAAGAAAAUAUACAAACUAAGAAAUCCAUACUAUAACUUACUCUAAUAUUCGUGGUUUUAACAUCCUGAUAUAUAUAUAUAUAUAUAUAUAUAUAUAUAUAUAUAUAUAGUCUGUUCUAUGCGUUUUUUUAGUAAAAAAUAUUUUAUUUUAGUUACGUGGUAUAUCUCAACUCACAAUACAGAAAAAAUAAGCAAAAGUAUCUUCUUUGAACAAAAUUAGAGUGGGCAAAGUAUAUAAAUAUUUCUUUCAUAAUUCAAAAAUUUUACAAAAUCAAGUGAUUAUAAAUUAGAUUAAUUCUACACAAUUCUAUACAAAGUAGCCCAGUUAUUACUAAUUAAAGGUUCCAAUUCAUUAUCGUGUCACAUUGUCUACUAUAAAAUCUACGUAUUCAGUUUUCGCUUACAAGAGUUAUACAAUUAUACAACAUUAAGUCAUUUUCUUAUGUGGUACAGCUGUAUGAGGAGUUUAUGCAAAAAAUAAAAAUUAUCUAAGAUUGAGA